This is a messenger RNA of Hydatigera taeniaeformis, 423 nucleotides long. The record is from the annotation of a GenBank genome assembly. Lineage: Eukaryota; Metazoa; Platyhelminthes; Cestoda; Cyclophyllidea; Taeniidae.
UACUUUGUAAAUCUUACAUCACUCAUGGAGAUGCCACUCGAUUCACCCCACUUCCCGAAGCCAAGUUACAAUUUUUCAUGGAUUAGUUCUGUGAAUCAAUCUCUGAUUCAACUAUCGAAGGAAUACUGUCAUCACACCGUUCAAGGUAUUUUCAGAGUGACAGAUGAACUCGGCUUUUUUAGAUAUGUACUUUUUCUUAAGCUUGAACUUUGGAAGAGAGCAUUGGAAUUAGCCAAACUCAAAGCCCAGCUGGACGUUUUAUCUGCGACAUCUGUGUUUGAGUUCUGUUCAGCCCGUUGUCGAACUUCAUCUGAGUCAGUUGUCAAUACGAACGCCUAUAGGGAUCCUAAACACCGAUUUUGCUUCGGUAUUGAUCCUCCGGAACUGAAGCUGAUGUCGAAUUCGGGAAACACCACCUUGUGA